UGGGGCUCUAGGAGGGCGCUGAAAUAUCGGGGGAGAUAGAGCUGUGGGCAAGAUUCGGGGAUGCUCGAAUGAGACUAUGGAAGGGCCCAAGGAAUUGAGGACCGAUGUCAGGAUGCCAUUGUGCUGUGGAGGUAAGAGAGAUAUCUACAGGUGAUAGAAAAAAAAAGUGAGGCUACAUGUGGUAAUGACAUAGGAGGGGCUGGUUUGGGAGGAAAGGCUGGGAAAUCGGCAGUCUCAUUCCUCAAAGAGAGCUCCAGUCGUUGAGCUGGCCUUUGGUUUGUAGGGAGCAAGGCAUGCAGGAAGGGUACUGAGGUUCUGACCAAGGCUGAGGAUGCUCAUAGCUGGCAAUAUCUCAGUGGUAAUUCCCUUGUGGGACUUGCCACCCCCUCUGCAGAGAAUAUCGCACAGGGAAAGGAAAAGGGAACAUGCAUUGAUUAGGCAUCGACUGUGUGCCAGGCACUCUGUUAAAUGCUUUAGCAAUAUUCCGUCAUUUGAUUGAUAGUAACAUUGCACAGAGGCCAUGUGCAGUCUGUCCCCUCGAUUUCAGACGUUUCUCUCCUUUCUCCUUUUGAAAUGGAACAGUGAUUUGAGGAGACAUUAUAAGUCUUGUCAUCCGAGUCUUUGGUACUCUCUGUCAGACCAGUGGCAGGAGGAUGGGCCUGGAGGAUUUGUAAUUCCAUUCUGCCGAGAUGCUUUUCCCCUCCCUCUUUCUUCUCCAUCCAUAAGCCUUCUCCCUGGGGGAUCAGGUCAGAGCUUUACCAUCUGGAUCUCAGCAGGGGAGAGGAACCUCCUUCCUUCAGGGAUCAGCUCCAACCCCUCUCCCCUUUAUUAAAGGCAGGACCCAGCCGAUGUCAAGUCCUAUACUCUUGAGGAAGGGGGAAAGCCAGUUUCUGGUGGGAUUCCAGUGUUCUGUGGUAUUCUGCGCCCUCUGCUCCAGGCCUUAGUUUCCCUUUGCCCAAAAUGGGGAGAUCUUGAGCACAUGGUGAUGAGUUUCCGAGUGUCUGAGCUCCAGGUGCUUCUGGGCUUUGCAGGCCGAAACAAGAGUGGGAGAAAGCACGAGCUACUGACCAAGGCCCUGCAGCUUCUCAAGUCUGGCUGUGGCCCCAGCGUCCAGAUGAAGAUCAAAGAACUUUACCGCCGUCGCUUCCCCCGAAAGGCCCUUGUACCUUCUGAGCUCUCGCUGCUGUCUCUGCCCCCGGGAGCUCCACCCAUCGUCCCUCCUGGCCCCUUGCCACCUGCCCCCUCCACCCUCCUGCCUUCAGGACCCCUCUUGGGAGGGCCUAAACGUGAGGCUGAUGUCCACCCUUCCCUGCCCCAGCCAGUCCACCCUGAUGUCACGAUGAGGCCACUGCCCUUCUAUGAUGUGUAUGGGGAACUCAUCCGGCCCACCACCCUCGCAUCCACAAACAGCCAGAGGUUUGAGGAGGCUCAUUUCACCUUCGCGUUGACACCACAGCAAGUGCAGCAGAUCCUCGCCUCUAGGGAUGUCCUGCCCGGGGCCAAGUGUGACUAUACAGUACAGGUACAGCUCAGGUUCUGUCUCUGUGAGACCAGCUGUCCCCAGGAAGAUUAUUUUCCUCCUAACCUCUUUGUCAAGGUUAAUGGGAAACUGUGUCCCUUGCCGGGUUAUCUUCCCCCAACCAAGAAUGGGGCUGAACCCAAAAGGCCCAGCCGACCUAUCAACAUCACAUCCUUAGUUCGACUUUCAGCCACUGUCCCCAAUACUAUUGUGGUCAACUGGUCAUCUGAGUUCGGCCGGAAUUAUUCGCUGUCGGUGUACCUAGUGAGGCAACUGACCUCAGUGACGCUCCUGCAGAAACUGAGAGCCAAGGGCAUCCGGAAUCCAGACCACUCUCGGGCACUGAUCAAAGAGAAAUUGACAGCUGACCCUGACAGUGAGGUGGCCACCACAAGCCUUCGGGUGUCACUCAUGUGCCCGUUAGGGAAGAUGCGUUUGGCUGUCCCGUGCCGGGCCCUCACCUGUGCCCACCUACAGAGCUUCGAUGCUGCCCUCUACCUGCAGAUGAAUGAGAAGAAGCCAACAUGGACUUGUCCUGUGUGUGACAAGAAGGCUCCCUAUGAAUCUCUGGUCAUAGAUGGAUUAUUCAUGGAGAUUCUGAAUUCAUGCACUGACUGUGAUGAGAUCCAGUUCAUGGAAGAUGGAUCCUGGUGCCCAAUGAGGCCCAAGAAGGAAACACCAGAGGUUUGCCCCACGCCAGGGUAUGGGUUAGAUGGUCCCCCCUUUGGUCCUGGCCCUGAGGGCAAGCCCCCAGAAAGCAAGAAGAAGAUUGAGGUUAUUGACCUCACACUUGACAGCUCUUCAGAUGAGGAAGACUUGCCCCCUGCCAAGAAGCACUGUCCAGUCACCUCGGCUGCCAUCCCUGGCUCCCUCGGAGGCAAAGGCUUCCUCUCUCCUUACAGAGUACUGGCUACCAAUCACCAGCCAUCAUCUGUACUCCGGAGCCCAGCUAUGGGCACCCUGGGCAGUGACUUCCUGUCCAGUCUUCCUCUUCCCGAUUAUCCACCAGCUUUUCCACUGGGGACUGAAAUCCAGGGUUUGGACUUAUUUACUUUCUUUCAGAACGAGAGUCAGCACUACAGCCCUUCGGUCAUCACCUCAAUAGAUGAGCAGGAUACCGUCGGCCAUUUCUUCCAGUACCGAGGCACCCCUCCCCACUUCCUGGGUCCGCUGGCCCCUGUGCUGGGGAGCUCUCACCGAGGCUCUCCUCCAGCACCCCCUCCAGGCCGAGUCAGCAGCAUCGUGGCCCCUGGGGGGGCCCUGAGGGAUGGACAUGGGGGACCCCUCCCUCCAGGCUCUUCCCUCACUGGCUGUCGGCCAGACAUUAUCUCCCUGGACUGAAACUCUAGGGUCCUGGACCUCCUCACCCAUCUCCAGCACUGAGUGGGGACAGCAGGGGAGCCCUGUCCCUCAGCCCCAUGAACUGAUUCCCUUGGGGGUUCUGGCCAGAGGCUACAAGCAGAAACUCAUGGACCUGUGCUCCUGGCCCCCUCUCUGCUGAGGGAGAGGCUAGCACCCAAAGGGUUAAUAUUUAACCUCCUUAAAAGGACAUUUUGGGUUUAGUUUUGAAAAUGCUCUUCAGAUGGAGUCAUGUAAGCCAAGAAGGGGCAGGGAGAUGUAAGAGUUGUGCCUAACUUUUGGGGCUGGAUGGUUUUCCAUUCUCUUCUUCCUUUCCCCUACUGCUCCAUGUGUCUUGGAACUAGAUCGGAAGCAGUUGGAGUGGGAAGCGGGUGAGUGUUGGUGGGUGGAUGGUUGGAUGGAUGGGAGAUCUCGAUCGGUCCCCCUCAAUACACCCAAUAUUUCUUCUAUGUCCAUUCAUUCCCCUUCCGCAGAUGGGACAGACAGAUGGAGAGACAAAGAUAGGGCCUGAGAUCUCUAUUUUCAGUUGCAGCUUUUUGUACAUAAAUGAGAAAAACCAAAAAACUCCAAAGAUGACCUUUGCUCCUUUCUCAGUCUGACUGAGGAUGAGAUCAGGAGAUCUACCUUCUCUGCCUCUCUAAGGUUUGGGAUGGGAGAGGAGGUAGGGUUUUGUCCUGUUGCCUGGUUCUCUAUUUAUAUAUAUAUAAAUAAAUAUAUAUAUAUAUUUAAGUUGAUGAUGAUUCCCCAAGGCCUCCCUAUCCUGGGGUCUGAGUUUCCAGUGGGAUCCAUAGUCUUAACAGUUAUGGUCAUGGAACUCAUUCUGCACCUUUGGGGGGGGAGACAUUCAGUCCCCCCUCCCCCAGAUUCACCCUUCCCUCUUUUAUGACCUUUGUUUUAAUUUAAUUUCAUAUUUCCAAAGUUGUAGCAAUGUUCUCAACGACAAUAAAGGUUGUGAAUCCUA
Molecule: messenger RNA, 3839 nt
Organism: Vombatus ursinus (common wombat)
Lineage: Eukaryota; Metazoa; Chordata; Mammalia; Diprotodontia; Vombatidae
Product: E3 SUMO-protein ligase PIAS3
Exons: 14
Coding region: 980-2860 (626 amino acids)
Biological process (GO): protein sumoylation; regulation of transcription by RNA polymerase II
Molecular function (GO): zinc ion binding; SUMO ligase activity; transcription coregulator activity
Source: RefSeq, a predicted model, not a curated record